AUGGGCAUAAGGAGCCAGAUGAAUGACACUGCAGUUUGCAAGUUAUAAGGGGCAAAGACCCAGACCAGCAGUAAAUAUCUGCUAUCAAAUCUUAACUGCAAUACUGUUGAGACAGCAUCUAAAAGUAGUGGAAGUUGUACAAGUUUGCAUAGAGGAAAUGAAUAUGGAAAAUAAUAAGAUGCUGACACUUCUCAAUAAAUUAACAUUAACUAAAUCAAGUAAAUCCAUAGAUAGAGCUUCUACUAGAACUUAAAGCAACAGUCUUAGAACUAAUCAUCUUUUACAAAUAUUAAUUUUCUACAUGCUUAACCUCUCCUUGAAUCUCAAAAUAAUGACAAUGAAGUUUUAUAUGAACAUGAAACUCCAAAAUAUCAACAAUAGAUAGCAUAGGGUGAAUAGAUUGAAAAACUUAAGCAAAAUCUAUUCAAUGAAAUCAACAGACAGAUAGUUUAUCAUCAAAAUGAAAAUAGAUGUAGCUUUAACGGUGGUAGUAUAGGCUAAAUACAUAAAAUUAACAAUAGAAACUUGCAUUCCUUAAAUGGAAAUAGCAGUUCAGGCAAUAGAUAAAUUAAAAAGGGCUGUGGUCGAUAGAAACUUUCAGUUUAUGAGAGAUAGUUACUUUGGGAUUAAUCCCGUAAAAAUAAAAUUUAAUAACUGAGGGAAACAAUCAAUAUGAGUGAAGUCUAAGAUUGCACUUUCAAGCCUCAACUUAUUUCUCAUAUUGUAUCUAGAUAAACUGAAAAUGAUGAGGUUGAUUAUUCUAACCAAUAAAAUGCAAUAUAAUCUAUAACUUUUAACAGCAAUAAUGCUUAUGAUCAAUUCAAUCAUCAGGCUAUCUCUAAUCAAGAUUUGAAUAGAAGUGGCAUUUAAAGCAAUCAAAAGACAAGCAAGCGAUCAAUUACAAGAUGUAAAUCCUCAUAGAAAGAUAGCUCUGUGAUUGAGGAGCAAUAGUUAAGAUUUAUAGAAAAGCAUAUAAAUAGAUUGUCACUAGCUAAAUUAUAGAAGGAAAUGUAUUAUUAAUAGAUAGACUAAUAGCCUGGCUCUGGUGUACAUUGGAAGAACAAAUUAACUUAGCCUUCAGCUCCAAAUAUAACAGGACUUUCCAAUAACAAUAGUAGAAGAUAGUCUAAACUGUCAUUGUUCAUGAACUAAGAAAGUGCAACUAUCUAGCCUAGAAUUGAUAGCUAAGAUAAAGAAAACAUAGUCGAUAAUUAUAGUACUUUAAAUAGAAAACUUCAAAGUACUUCCUAAAAACGGAUCAAAUCAUUGAAGAGAGCGAUUUCUCCAUAGAACAGCUCUUAUUAAAGUGCAUAGAAAAGGCAUAAUCAUUACCCUAAUACUUCAAUAGUUGAUAAAGUGCUAGCUGGAAGCAAUUAAAAAUUAAAGUUUUACCAAGACAAGGUUCAAAAUAAUGCUGAAACUAUAGUCGAUGAGCUAGAAAAAGCUGGAGUUUAUCAUAGGUCAAUAAGUACUUUAUCUCAGAGUAAAUAAACUUAAGGUAGCGUGGUUUAAAUACUUAAUAAUAAUGGAGAAAGUUUUGUAAAUCAAUAUGAGAGUAAUUUGGGUUAAGGAACAUUAACUCCAAAGCCAAUUUAACCUAUUUACAAUUCUUAGUCUAGUUGUUGCUAUACUAAACAGUAUAUGCAAAUACAGAGUCAGCAAAAAGAGCUCGAAGAUAGAAUGAAGAGAUUCAAAUAAAAAAUAUCACACAAGUAGGAAGAGGUUGUAAACUCAAAAAUCAUUGGCAUUAUACAUUAGCAUAUACAGUCUUUAGAUAUUUGA
Molecule: messenger RNA, 1782 nt
Organism: Stylonychia lemnae
Lineage: Eukaryota; Ciliophora; Spirotrichea; Sporadotrichida; Oxytrichidae
Source: the annotation of a GenBank genome assembly